CGCGGAACCCUAUCGGCGCAAAUGAGGUGGAGGUCCGUCAUUGGGGGGCUUUGAUAGUGCGGUGUGCGGGUUAGGUGCGGGUGUAAGGGGGCCAAGACAAGGGACCUGCACGUACAAACAAAUCGCACGCCGUCAAUCGACAGCCAGCACCGUACAUGGUCCUCGUUUCCGUGGAAGGUCCGGGCCGGGAAACACGAGAAGAAGAUCUGUGUUCCUCAGCCUUGGAAUCCUUGAUGGAAGAUCUCGUCAUGGAUCCGGAAAAUGGGUUAUACCGCUGCUGCUGUUGCUGCCCUGCCGAACCCUGUCGUGGCCAGAUCGACGGCGACAGGCAAUUACUGGUAUGCCAUCAUUAUCAUCACUUUUCCUUCUCGUUUUUGACUAUCGUCCCUGGUGGCCCUUUCCGUUCUCGUUGUCAUCGGCUCGUGCCACCUUUUACGUUCACGGCCUCGCUUGAGCAUCCAUCGUGGUUCCUUACAUAAUGGUACGGCACCCGGUAUGCAAGCUAAAGUAUUACCUAUGACCUUUAGCAGAAGCCAUGAAUGAUUCUGCCCACAAUGGCAAAGUUGCCCUUUUGAGUGGGGACCCGGACAUUCAAAGGAGAACACUGCUUUCGUCACUCGUCAG
Neurospora tetraspora is the source of this 624-nucleotide messenger RNA. RefSeq lists its product as uncharacterized. Lineage: Eukaryota; Fungi; Ascomycota; Sordariomycetes; Sordariales; Sordariaceae. The coding region runs from base 156 to 479 and encodes 107 amino acids. The record is from RefSeq and is a predicted model, not a curated record. The transcript has a single exon.